AUGCAACAUGACAACCCGCACAACAACAAAUUAAUUGAUUUGCGUAUUUCUUUAAAUUUUCCUGGUUUUAAUCCCAUUAAUUCUAUUCUCUGAUAAUUAAACUGAUUUCUCAUGAUAUAUAAAUUUAUAUCAGCACAGUUUUUAGGAGUAAUAUUGUGUUAAUGCUUCGCAAACAUAUUAGUAAGUUGGGAUUGUGUUGCCGCUCCGUUUAUCCUAUAAAACCGAUUGUACCUCAAAUAAAUUACACUGCAAGUGCUACGACAUUAAAGAAUAUGGAAGCUGUGAAAAGCAUGAAGGAUUUGGGUUAUGCAUUCAACAGUGAUGGGCAAUUAAGAAAAAUAGGUCCUGAUGGCAAACCUAGUGAGGAGCCGUUUCAGUUUAACAUCAGUGAUCAACAUCAAGAGUGUCAGGCUCACUAUGAGGAGUUGGGUAGUGCCAUCACUGAGCACAUAUACAGCCUCCUUGAAACCAAAUAUAAUCUAGUUAGAUUGCCUGUGCCCGUGGGCUCCACGCCGGCGACGGGCACCUUUAUAUUUGCAUCCAAAGACUACAACCAUAAGGAUGUGCUCCUUGUUCUAAUUAAUGGAUCAGGAGCAGUCAGAGCUGGGCAAUGGGCUAGAUCGCUAAUCAUCAACGAAAACCUAGAACAAGGAACUCAGAUCCCUUACAUUGAAAGAGCUAUUGCCAAAGGCUAUGGAGUUAUGAUUCUGAAUACCAAUGAUAAUUACCAAGCAGAUGGGAAGAAGAUACCACAUAGCAGCAGUGCUGAAGAGCAUGCUUACUAUGUGUGGGAGACAUACAUAUCUAAAGCCAAAGCAACUUCUGUAGUCAUUGUAGCACACAGCUACGGAGGAGUGGUGACAGUCAGUCUAGCAGACCAGUUGAAAAGUGAAUUUGAGAAGAGAGUCAAAGCCAUAGCAUUUACAGAUUCUGUUCAUGCAUUCUCUCCAAUAAAAAUGCCCACAUUUAUGAAGGAGAUAACAAGAAACUGGAUUUCCUCAUCUGCACCACUGGACACACCUAUGAAAACUCCUGAAUUUGAUUGCCCUAGGGUGUCUGCUGGUCACCCAAGACAUGAGAUGUCCUCAUGCUCAUGCAUCGAAUCCGCCUUUAUAUUUGUUGAAGAGAAACUUACAAAUAAGUAGUUAUUUACAAGCACAAUGUACACUGUUAUUUACUGUAGGGUUGAAUGAUACGAAUCACUGAAUGUAUAGUUGUUUUUAAUAAUAAGACAAUAGAUUCUAUUUUACAAUAAUAAA
Ostrinia nubilalis (European corn borer) is the source of this 1259-nucleotide messenger RNA. RefSeq names its product FAM172 family protein homolog CG10038. The record is from RefSeq and is a predicted model, not a curated record. Gene Ontology annotation, molecular function: hydrolase activity, acting on ester bonds; siRNA binding. NCBI's taxonomy places the organism in Eukaryota, Metazoa, Arthropoda, Insecta, Lepidoptera, Crambidae. Bases 162 to 1145 code for a protein of 327 amino acids. Gene Ontology annotation, cellular component: nucleus. The transcript is spliced from 5 exons. Gene Ontology annotation, biological process: regulatory ncRNA-mediated heterochromatin formation.